ACAUGGAUAAUGCUGAGUUCCCGUACGCUCUCUGCGUGGAGGGCCAGUGGGACCCCCGUACUCCUAAACUAAAAAACAAGUUUAUAAUCUAUUUCCAGAGUAAGAAAUCCGACGGGGGCGAUUGUGUGGUUGAAUACAGCGUUUCUGAUGGGCAAACAGCGACUGUUCGGUUCAAAACAGAGCAAGUGAGACGGCGAGUUGUUAAUAAACAAACGCAUGAACUCAAGAUUGGUCAGAAAACUGUGAAAAUCACUGUGAGUCUUCCGUCAUCAGAGGCCUCAGAUCCCCAGGAAGCAACGUCUUCAGUCAGCACAAUCACGGCGGGUGAACCACUGAGGGAAGAAGAGAAGACGACUGAGUCAUCUGAGGAAAAUGAAGAAGACACAACUAUAAGAUCAGCUGUAAUUGAAAACAUUCAAAACAGUAAUCAAGAGUUUCUGACAAUUCUGGUUGAAAAUGUGCUGAGAGGAUCUUCAACUGAAUCCAAUGACUUCAGCAUUGAAAUAAUACCAGAAAGCAACUGUGCUGUGGUGACAUUUUCCAAUAGAAAGGAUACAGAGACUUUUAUCAUAUCCUGUCAAAGCAAUGCAAUGAUUAAGAAGAAAAACAUGAAAGUGGGAUUGCUUGAGAAGACUUGUAAAGUGAAAGCUGAAGGCCUACCUCCGAACACAAACUCUGACUACCUCAUGCUCUACUUUGAGAAAUUUGGAGAAAUAGAGGACGAUGGGGUAACAGUUGAUACGGACGAGUCAGCAAUAAUUACUUUUGCAAAUCCUGAAGAUGUGCAAAAAGUCAUCAAACUUUCACAUCAGAUUAAGAAACAUCCGUUUAAAGUACUGCCAUACAAUGAAAAGCUACAAACAGCUCUAUAUGGCAAAGACAGACCCACCCUAAAACUACCAGAGGCAUUUACGGAGAAGAUGGACAGAAAUGUAUGGCACCACUUAAAGGAAAACCAAAUAUCUCUAGAUUUAGUCAAGCAAGCAAUGUCCUGUCAUUUUUGUGUGAUGGAUUUUCAGUCGUCAGAAGUAAAGAUCAGUCCUUUGCCAUCUCUACUUCACCAAGGUGAGCAGACAAGAAAACUUAUUCAGACAUGGAGAGAAAAUGCCCUCUCUGGGUUCACCAUGUCAAUGUCUAAGUUCAAAUCCGUUGAGCUCCACAUUCAGAAAGAUGCAUGGACAGAUGUACAGCCUGAAAUUUACGAAACAGUGGCAGAAGAGGCAGUCACACUAGUUCCCUAUGCGGAUGAAGGGACAAUAGCUGUAGCCGGACUGAAAGAACAGGUGAACGACAUUGAGAGAACUCUGAAAGAAACUGUCCAGAGAAUCACCCAAAAAAUCCAAAGAGAGAAGGGCAGCGAGUCAGAUGAAAUCAGCAUGACUCCAUCUAUUUACAAUCUUGUUCUCUGUGAUGGACUGAAGCAAGAAACUAAUGACAAAUUUCCUGAAAUGGACAUAACAUAUCUUGUGCACAGCCAAAAGUUAACUCUUUAUGGUCUAAAAGAUGAGGUCCUGGAAACAAAAAACAAGAUACUGGAGGCCGUUCUUCAUUUGAUUCGUAAACCAACUGAACUCAAUCAGUCUGUUUUAGAUUUUCUGCUGAAGAAGGAUCUCGAGGAGAUGACCAAAGAUUUGUUUUUUAACAAAGGAGUCAAUGUUGCUUUAGAAGCUGAUGGACAGAGAGUUUUGCUCGUUGGGAAAACAGACAAGGACUUGAGUGUUGGAGAGAAGCAGCUGCAGACAGACCUGGGUCAUCUGAGCUUCAAUGUAGAUGAUCCUAGUGUUUUCAGAAGAUCAGACUGGCAAGACCUUGUCUCUAACAUAAAAAACAAUUUCAGAACUGUUGCUGUACAGACAUGUGCUAACAAAGUUGUGGUUUCUGGCUUUGUAGACUCCAUUAAUGACGUUGAACAACAGUUAUAUGAUUUUGUUCAGGAAAACUCUCACAUGGAGAAAACUCUGAAUGCUCAUAAGACUGUUAUCACAUUCAUAAAAGAUCACAGAAAGCAAGACUGGUUUGAAGAGGUGAAAGGUAAAGUGAGUGUGGAUUUCAAAAAUGACAGCAUCGUGAUCAGUGGCCCAAAGCUUCAUGUCUGUGACUGUGUGCCUUUGUUUGACAACUUGUGCACAUCUGCCCAUCACUGCACUAUGAAAAUAGUUAAACCAGGAGCAAAGAAUUUUUUCAAAGAGAAAGAGCCUAUGUGUGUUUCAUAUGCCAAGACAAAUAUGAAUUGUUUGGUCCAGUUAAUAAACGAGUCUGACCACCCACAUGACACAGUUGAACCACGAAAAGUCAAAUCUGUCUAUCAAUUUAAAACACGUGAGGGAAUGGAGAUUACUGUACACAAAGCUGACAUGUGUUCAUUUCAAGUGGAUGCAGUGGUUGGUGCGUGUAAAGAAACCCUCCUACUGGAUGGAGGAUUAGCAAAGGCACUCUCUGAUGCUGCUGGUCCUAAACUUCAGAAAGACUGUGACAAGCUUGUUAAAGGACGGAAAUUCACAACAGGAGAUGCAGUUCUCCUCGAUGCAGGAGGGCGUCUGCAUUGCAAACAUGUCAUUUUAGCAAUAGGGCCACAUUAUAAUUCUUCCAAACCUCAAGAAUCUGAAAAGCUCUUGAAAAAAGCUGUCAAGAGGAGUCUGAAUGUGGCAGAUCAAGAAAGCUUCCAGUCCAUAGCAAUUCCGGCCAUCAGUUCUGGUGUGUUUGGUUUCCCAAUGGACCUUUGUGCAUUCACCAUUGUAAAAGCCAUAAAGGAGUUCUGUGAUUUUGUCGAAGGAGACAUUGCAUUGACGAAGAUUCACUUAGUUGACAAUAAUGAUAAGACAGUUCAAGCCUUAGAAGCUGCAGUGAAAAAAGUUUAUGGUGUCAGUGACCAGAGCACAACUGGAAGCAGUUCAAGCAGCCAACAGCAAAACAAAGCAAGUGCUUCUCCAAGCCAACAUCAGUUAACCACAUUCUUUCAAGGAGCAUCACAAACAGAAAGUUUUCAGACAAAAGAAGGUUUAACCAUCACCCUAAUGAAAGGAAAUAUUGAGGAUACAACAAUGGAUGUUGUUGUGAACACUCUCAGCAGUGAUCUAAAACUUAAUGUUGGAGCUGUUUCAAAUGCCCUUUUUAAAGCAGCUGGUCCACAGCUUCAGGAUCUGCUCGAUCAGCAAGCCACAGGCCCUGCAAGCAGUGGUGCAGUCUUUGAAACAGCAGGAGCAAACCUGAAGAAUAAACUGGUGUUCCAUGCUGUUGUACCACACUGGAAUCAGGGACAAGGAAAUGAGCAAAAGGUGCUGGAGAAUGUGAUGGAUACAUGUUUGUGUAAGGCAGAGCAGCGUCAGCAGAGCUCCAUUGUAUUCUCUGCUAUUGGCACUGGAAACCUGGGAUUUCCAAAGUCACUGGUAGUCAGUACAAUGCUGGACUCAGUCUUCAAGUUUAGCACUAAAAGAAGUUCUAAACACAUACAGGAAGUGGCAUUUGUUCUUCACCCCAAAGAUACACAAACCAUCCAGGUGUUCACAGAUGAGUUCAGCAAAAGGUUUUUGGGCCAGUCUGCCUCUGCAAGUAACUCCACACAACCCCAAAGUACAGGCCCCUUCUCAAAAGUCACAACAAAAUCUGGCAUUCAUGAGACUACAGUGGGAGGAGUAACACUUCAGGUCCUGAAUGGUGAUAUCACUACUGAACAAACAGAUGUUAUUGUGAACUCCACUACUAAGGAAUUCACACUGAAAGCAGGUGUCUCGAAGGCUAUUUUGGAUAAGGCUGGUCCAAAUGUUGAAGCAGAGUGCCAGCAACUUGGAGCCAAGACUGACAGUGGACUGAUAAUGACUCAAGCAGGAAAUUUACAGUGUAAAAAAAUCAUCCACAUUGCAGCACAGAGUAAUGCUAUUAUGAUCCAAAAACACGUUAGAAAGGCUCUGGAAAUGUGUGCUAAGGAAAAGUUAACCUCCAUUGCAUUUCCAGCUAUUGGUACAGGACAAGCAGGUUUGUCUCCAGGUCAAGUAGCAGACUCCAUGCUGGAUGGUAUGCUGGAGAUGCUAAGAAAGACUCCCCAGUCCAGUCUCAAGUUGAUCAGGUUAGUUGUGUUUCAGGCACACAUGCUCCCUGAGUUCCUCAAAAGUAUGCAGAAUCGAGAAACUGGACCUGCCAAACAAGAGAAAGAGAGCACAUGGUCAAAAAUCAAAGCAUUUGCAGCCACUGCUAAAUCAUACCUCACUGGAUCUUGGGAGAAAGAAAUAAAACAACAUGGUGGCAAAGACUUUGUCAUUGAUGGUGUGGAAGUUGAUCCAGUCUUUUUUUCAAUCUGUGGACCAUCAAAAGCAGAAGUGGAUCAAGCUAAGAUUUUCUUAGAGGACAUGAUCACUAAAGAACAAGUGUUCCAGUCUAUCACAGACACAGCCAUACUUUCCUUAUCAGAUAAAGAUCAACAGCGAAUCCUGGACCUGCAAAGCACCAUAGAUGUGACUAUACGGCUAGAAUACAAAGCCAAUAAAGCUACAGAUGAGUCUCCAGGAAAGGCCACACUCAUAGUACAAGGUCUUAGUCGAGAUGUGCUAAAGGCCACUCACGAAAUCAAUGAAAUGCUUAAGUCAGCCAAAGAAAACGAGAUCCUAAAAAAGGAAAUGAAUUUGAUGAGUGAACUUGUGGAUUGGCAGUUUGAACAGGGUGGGCAAUAUAAGAGUUUUGAUGAACGUACAAAUUUAGAAUUGGAAAAGGCCCUUUCCAGACAAGCUGCAGACACCAGUAUCACCUUCCAAGGCCAAACUUACCAGGUCAAACUGCCUGAAGGUCCUGCAGUGAACAAUGCUGGUGGAAACCAGAUGAACAUCAGACGCAUUGACAAACUGAAAGCAACUGAAAGUAUUCCACAGCAUUGGGAUGCAAUGGGGUCUAAUGAAUUAAACAAAAAGUUCAAUUUGCAACCAACUAGCACAGAAUACCAAGAUGUGUUGGGGCGCUUCAAGGCAACUUGUAGAAACAACGUCUUGAAGAUUGAACGAGUCCAGAAUCCUGGGAUGUGGAAGAACUACCUGAAUAACAAAAGUGUCAUGGAAAAAAAGAAUGGUCAUCAAAACAAUGAGAAAAGACUCUUUCAUGGAACCAGUGAGCAGACUAUCAGUCACAUUGAAAAAAGUGGCUUUAAUCGGAGCUAUGCAGGAAAAAAUGCUGCAGCCUAUGGAAAUGGCACCUAUUUUGCACUUAAUGCCAGCUAUUCGGCCAGUAACACAUACUCAGUGCCAAAUGCUCAGGGACAUAAGCACAUGUACCUCUGCAGAGUCCUAGCAGGAGACUACACUAAAGGACAAGGGGGGAUGAUUGUGCCACCAGCAAAAAAUGCCAACUGUGACCUGUACGACACGGUUGUGGAUAACCCUGCUGCUCCCACUAUUUUUGUAGUAUUCCGAGAUGAUAAUGCUUAUCCGGAAUAUUUAAUCACCUUUACUUAAACUCACUGAAGAGAAGUCAUUUCAGACAUCACAUCAGAUAUACAAUCAGGAAGAUUUUGCAAAAAGAAAAAAAAGUUAUAAUAAUAAUAGAGUUCUUUAUUGACUUAAAAUUUGAAAGGGCUUUACUUCUGACAAAUUUAUUGUGCCUUAUAAUAAAUUUAUUUUGUUAUUUCUGCUGUAAAACGUUCAGCUGUUUACACAUUUUUGUCUCUUUAAUUCCAAUGAUUUCACUGUAUUUUUAUUAAAUUUGCAUAAAUAAUACACUGAGAAGCCAGAUUGAAGCAAACU
Molecule: messenger RNA, 5723 nt
Organism: Danio rerio (zebrafish)
Lineage: Eukaryota; Metazoa; Chordata; Actinopteri; Cypriniformes; Danionidae
Gene: parp14rs1
Product: poly(ADP-ribose) polymerase family member 14-related sequence 1
Biological process (GO): negative regulation of DNA-templated transcription
Cellular component (GO): nucleus
Molecular function (GO): glycosyltransferase activity; transferase activity; NAD+-protein mono-ADP-ribosyltransferase activity
Source: RefSeq, marked provisional